AUGGACGCCGUAGCUUACGCAGCGCUGCCGAGGGUGGUGCUCGACAACGGCUCCGGCAACCUGAAGUUCUCACUGGCCUCGAGCAAGAAGCCGCCGACGGUCAUGCCGAACUGCAUCGGCCAGCCGAAACGCAAGUUCACGUCACAGUCAUUCAGCGCAGACACAUCGCACAGCAGCCCCAGCGACCCUUUGUCAUACGCGGAGCACGGGGAAUCCAUCGGAGACGCAUGCUACACCCUGUGGGAGUACUUCUGUCUGAGGCCCUGGGCCGACGGGCUGCUGUACGAGCCCAACCGCCAACGCACCAUAUGGAACAAGAUCAUGGGCAGGCCUCAUAUCAAGAUAAACGGAGUGCCGGCGAACAUGCUCGCGAUAGCGCCCGCGAAUGCCGCGCUGUGCAUCACGGAGCCAAACAUGGCGCCGGGGAUGUGCCGGCAGACCCUGGCGGAGCUCAUAUUUGAGGACCUGGGCUUCUCACUGGCAGCCAUCAUGUCAUCGCAGGCUGCCAGUAACUGGUACUAUUCGGUUGCGAAGAACCCUGCCUCUGGCGCGGCAAGCGAUGCCAAGCUGACGGCUUACCCAUCCGCUAGCGCCGCUCCGGCGUCGCUGCCGCCUGACACGGCGUGCUGCCUCGUUGUGGAUUGCGGUUUCGGCAGUUCACAUUGCGUGCCCUUCGCUAACGGGAAGCCGAUACAGCGAGCGGCUCUGCGCAACGGACUGGCGGGCUCCCAUCUCAACGCGUACCUCAAAAACGUAUCGGCAAUACGCACAAUCAACCUCGAGUUCAACGAACUGCUCGUGCAGCACAUGAAGGAGGAGGCGUGCUACGUGUCAGCGGACUUCAACCUGGAGAUGAGAGCGGCGCGGCAGCUUCGGCGUAUCAAGGGGAGCUCGUGGCUCACCCACGACUACGUAUUACCCACGUACGGAGGAAAGAGCAAAUCGCACUUGCACAGGCAUUUCAACAAUCACAGUGUGAGCGCGCCGCCGUUGUUGACAGACGAAAGGCGCCCUGUUGUAGAGAGACUCGCCAGAGGAGCUACUUUGACCCCGGAGGACCUUGAAGCGAUCGUGCCACAGCAGUCGGCGGACCAUGCUAAUGGCGAUCAAACGGCGGAAAACAAUAGAGCUGACGGUCAAACUAAUGGGGACAUGCAAAAUACAUUGGAGGCUGCAAAUAUUAUCGCGGAAGAAACGGCAAAGGAGGACAAGAAAGCCAACAACCAUGUAGUUGGACUCUUCAACGAGCGUUUCGCAAUUCCGGAACUGCUGUUCAGCCCCCAGGACCUGCGCCUGAAUGAAUGUGGCAUUGCGGAGCUCGCGUUGCGCAGCAUCGCCCUUGCUCCAACAUGCCUGCAACGAUACCUCGCCGAGAACGUGCUGCUAACGGGGGGAAGCACCAAAUUCCCAGGGUUCACAGAGCGAUUCUACAGCGAACUCAGGGCGAUGCUGCCGGCUGAUUGGAACCUACAAAUAUACUCCGCCGAAGAUAGGGCCUUAACAGCCUUCUACGGCGCAAGGCUGUAUGCACGCGAUGACACCGCCUUCCUGGAAACGGCAGUCACGCGCAACUUCUACCUCGAACAUGGCGGAAUAUACCCGCAUCGGUAG
Molecule: messenger RNA, 1611 nt
Organism: Babesia bigemina
Lineage: Eukaryota; Apicomplexa; Aconoidasida; Piroplasmida; Babesiidae
Product: actin-related, putative
Exons: 1
Coding region: 1-1611 (536 amino acids)
Cellular component (GO): Swr1 complex
Molecular function (GO): nucleosome binding
Source: RefSeq, a predicted model, not a curated record